Momordica charantia (bitter melon) is the source of this 980-nucleotide messenger RNA. Its product is annotated as transcription factor RAX2. The record is from RefSeq and is a predicted model, not a curated record. NCBI's taxonomy places the organism in Eukaryota, Viridiplantae, Streptophyta, Magnoliopsida, Cucurbitales, Cucurbitaceae.
CGUGCCCUCUCUCUCUGAUAUCUCUCUCUGUUUUUUCAGUCAUCGCCAUGGGAAGAGCUCCUUGCUGUGAUAAAGCUACUGUGAAGAGAGGGCCAUGGUCUCCUCAAGAGGACGCCACUCUCAAAAACUACAUCCACAAACAUGGCACUGGUGGCAACUGGAUUGCUCUGCCUCGUAAAGCUGGCCUUAAUCGCUGUGGCAAGAGUUGUCGUCUGAGGUGGCUGAAUUAUCUUCGACCAGACAUCAAACAUGGAAGUUUCACGGAGGAAGAAGAUAGCGUUAUUUGCACUCUCUAUUCAUCCAUUGGUAGUAGGUGGGCUGUAAUUGCAUCACAAUUGCCUGGGAGAACCGAUAAUGAUGUCAAGAACCACUGGAACACCAAGUUGAAGAAGAAGUUCAAUUCAGUUUCCGAAACGCCAAAUCCCACGGUUGCCGCCGCCGCCGCCGCCGCCGCCGACGGCCACCACAAUGCCACUACCGACAUCACAUUUCCGGCCAACACGCCGCUGUUUCCCAACGCCAACAUUCUGUUUUCCACUCCUCUGAAUUUCGACCCACAAGAAUUUCCCACGAUGGACCGGUUUCCGACGACAGAGCAAACCCAGAUCCCAUUUUCCGGCAAUGGCGGCGGCUCCGACGACGGCGAAAUUCUACUAAGCUAUGGGUUUUAUCAGUACCCUUAUGAAGAUCAUCUUGCGGAAGGAUUAUUUGACGUAAGUUAUUAUAUGGGGUAAAUUAAGGUUUAAGGAAUAAUUAAUUAAUUAAUUAAUUAUAGUAAUUGGAGUGGGGAAUUUAGGACUUGGUCAAAAAAGAGAGAGAGAGAGGGGCAUUUUGUGUUGGUAGAGUUUGUUUGAGUUUGAUGAUUCAUUUGUGUAAGGAGAUGAAGUCAGCCAAGACUUUGUUUGUUUCUGACUGGUCAGUGGUCACAAACCUCGUGUUUGUUUUAUCCAUUCCCACAACAAAGAAAUUUCCUCUUUAAA